GACAGUGGAGAAUCUUAAAUCCCCUCCGCUCCCACUCAUGCCUCACCAGAUUUUGAUACAUAUGCAAAACCUGCUGGCUGUUGCUUCUCAGCAGGGCCAGAAGCUUGCCUUUGGCCUAGCAGUAGCUACCAGGAGACCUUCCUGCGAGAGGUGCCUAACAGCUUCAGAGGAAUCGGCACUUCAGAAGUGGGAGCUCUGAGGCAGAGGUGCACUGUUGGGGUCAGCGAGCUGCAAUUUUUGUGGGUUGGGAAGGAAUGGAGAAGGAACACAUCAAGAUGGCCAUGCUGAAGCAAGAACAGACAUUCAGACAGCAGGUUCAUGAGCUGCACCGUGUGUACCGGGUUCAGAAGCAGCUGAUGAUGCAGAUGCAUAUUACCGAGGCGAAAAACUACGGCAACAUAGCUGCAGAGGAACAAACUGAAUCUACAGUAAAGCUCGGUCACCAACAAUGGUGCGGUGGCUCGGUCGAGAAGGAAACUACACUGGCAGAAGACUUCAACCUGGAGCUGACACUGGCAACAGGUACUGCAAGGAGGAAGCAAGAGAAGCCGUCCAACUCAGACUCCGAAGCAACAAUAUCAUCAUCAACAUCUGCAGAAUCAGAGUCAGGGCGGAGAUAUGUGCCUGACUCCAAUGUAACAACACUGAGGUUUCAGAAUGAGAGCAAUAGGCAUGAUGAUAAGGUCAUGCGGUCUCCGUGGCUCUACCAGUGUUUAAGUCUCAAGAUGGCAUGAAGGCGUAGCUAGGGUUGGCAUGAGAGUGCCUCGAGAUUUGAAAAGCCCAAACAAAAGCAAAUGCAUUGCUGUAUGUAUAGUACAAGCGAAUUCGAUGCAACUUUAGGAGUGAGCUCAAAAGAAUCAAGCAUCUCUCAAAAGAACUAA
Panicum hallii is the source of this 881-nucleotide messenger RNA. RefSeq lists its product as uncharacterized. The coding region runs from base 255 to 734 and encodes 159 amino acids. The transcript is spliced from 3 exons. Lineage: Eukaryota; Viridiplantae; Streptophyta; Magnoliopsida; Poales; Poaceae. The record is from RefSeq and is a predicted model, not a curated record.